UCUCGCGGUAUUUCCGCAGCCAAGGCUGCACGCGGAGUCUGAGUGCUUCGAGCCAGGGCCGGGAGGGCAAGCCGGUGCGGGCGGGAGACGCUCUUUAGCCGGCCGUACGGAAGCCUGCGUGCGAGGGAGGGUGGUACCCACUCCCCAAGUCCAGUGUCCCGAUGCCCAGCGCCAACGCCAGCCGCAAGGGUCCGGAGAAGCCGCGGGAGAUCGUGGACGCGGCGGAAGAUUAUGCUAAAGAGAGAUAUGGGAUAUCCUCUAUGAUACAGUCCCAAGAAAAACCAGAUAGAGUUUUGGUUCGAGUUAAAGACUUGACAGUACAAAAGGCUGAUGAUGUUGUUUGGGUCCGUGCAAGAGUUCAUACAAGCAGAGCAAAAGGGAAGCAGUGCUUCUUAGUCCUGAGGCAGCAGCAGUUUAACGUCCAGGCUCUGGUGGCGGUGGGAGACCACGCGAGCAAGCAGAUGGUUAAAUUUGCUGCCAAGGGCAGGCGGAUCUCCGUGAGUUUGAGGCCAGCCCGGGCUACAGAUGAGUUCCAGGACAGGCUCCAAAGCUACACAGAGAAACCCUGUCUCAAGAAACAAAAGAAGAAACAAACAAAGAAAAAAAUUGUUGAGACUAGGAAUAGUUUAACUUGCUUGGUGUUCAGGUUGAUUUCAUUGGAUUUUGAUGCUGUCUUACAGACAUCAACUAGUCAGGCCAUCUUCCGUCUCCAGUCCGGCAUCUGCCAUCUCUUCCGAGAAACUUUAAUUAACAAAGGUUUUGUGGAAAUCCAAACUCCUAAAAUUAUUUCAGCUGCCAGUGAAGGAGGAGCCAAUGUUUUUACUGUGUCCUAUUUUAAAAAUAAUGCCUACCUUGCUCAGUCCCCACAGCUGUAUAAGCAGAUGUGCAUCUGUGCUGAUUUUGAAAAGGUUUUUUGCAUUGGACCAGUUUUUAGAGCUGAAGACUCCAAUACCCAUAGACAUCUCACUGAAUUUGUUGGUUUGGAUAUUGAAAUGGCUUUUAAUUAUCAUUACCAUGAAGUUGUAGAAGAAAUUGCUGACACCUUGGUGCAAAUAUUCAAAGGACUUCAAGAAAGGUUUCAGACUGAAAUUCAAACUGUGAGUAAACAGUUCCCAUGUGAGCCAUUCAAGUUUUUGGAGCCAACCUUGAGACUGGAGUAUUGUGAAGCUUUGGCUAUGCUUAGAGAAGCAGGAGUUGAGAUGGGCGAUGAGGAAGAUCUAAGUACACCAAAUGAAAAGCUGUUGGGUCGUUUGGUGAAAGAAAAGUAUGAUACAGACUUUUAUGUUCUUGAUAAAUAUCCAUUGGCUGUAAGACCUUUCUAUACCAUGCCUGACCCAAGAAAUCCUAAACACUCCAACUCUUACGAUAUGUUCAUGAGAGGAGAAGAAAUAUUGUCUGGAGCACAAAGAAUACAUGAUCCUCAAUUGCUAACAGAGAGAGCUUUGCACCAUGGAAUUGAUUUGGAAAAAAUCAAAGCUUACAUUGAUUCCUUCCGCUUUGGAGCCCCUCCUCAUGCUGGUGGAGGCAUUGGAUUGGAAAGGGUGACGAUGCUGUUUUUAGGAUUGCAUAAUGUACGUCAGACAUCGAUGUUCCCUCGUGACCCCAAACGACUCACACCUUAAAGCCACACUUUUUAUUCUCUCCAAUAAUCUGCUAUUCAUCAGGUUGUACCUUAGGUACUUAAGAUAUGCAGGAGAAUAACUGUCUUAUACUAAAGUGCCACGAUUAUUUUUUAAGUAGUUCAGUACGAAUUAAUUUAAGAAAAAACAUUUUAAACUUUAGAUAUGUUUCAGUAGGAAAUGCUUGAACAUUUUAAUGAGAAAUUUCUAUGUUUAAAAACUAUAGGAAAUGUUGAGGAGAAUUUAAGCAGUUUAAGAUUGUGUAUAAUUUUUUUCUUUUCUCUAUUAUGGUGGCCACAGUACUAAUAUACUAAAUUUUUGGUAUUUGAAUUUUUAACUCUUGACACUAUGAAAAAAGAAUUGAAGAAAUAACCCAAGAUUUUAACACAUAUAAAAUCAGUAUGUCAUCGAAAAUUAGAAUAUGAGUUCUUAAAAGUUACUGCAGAAAUCAUGUGAAGCAAGUGAGAACAUUGGCUAGAAACAGUAACACCUAAACAUUGUUAAAUUCUGAGGUUGAAAUUCAAUAAAAACUUAAAGCUAA
Molecule: messenger RNA, 2160 nt
Organism: Peromyscus eremicus (cactus mouse)
Lineage: Eukaryota; Metazoa; Chordata; Mammalia; Rodentia; Cricetidae
Gene: Dars1
Product: aspartyl-tRNA synthetase 1
Exons: 13
Coding region: 162-1622 (486 amino acids)
Biological process (GO): aspartyl-tRNA aminoacylation
Cellular component (GO): aminoacyl-tRNA synthetase multienzyme complex; cytoplasm; cytosol
Molecular function (GO): aspartate-tRNA ligase activity; ATP binding; RNA binding
Source: RefSeq, a predicted model, not a curated record